Hyla sarda is the source of this 7093-nucleotide messenger RNA. RefSeq names its product syncytin-A-like. The transcript is spliced from 2 exons. The coding region runs from base 5505 to 6785 and encodes 426 amino acids. NCBI's taxonomy places the organism in Eukaryota, Metazoa, Chordata, Amphibia, Anura, Hylidae. The record is from RefSeq and is a predicted model, not a curated record.
CAUAGACCUGAAGGGUACAAGAGUCUUGAUAGAAUAAUACAGAUCUGUAAUGUUGUAUGAUGUGUAUCUUAAUUCUGUAAUCUUGUAUGAUAUAUCUUGAUUCUGCCGUUUGUAACCGCAAGGCUCGUAUCGUACUUCUCGUUUUCUCAACUGCUGAUUCCUAACUGUUGUGCACGUACAUCCUGUUCUUGUGUUCUGCUGACUUGUAACUAUUAAGCAACAUGGUAUAUAUAUAUGAACGUUGGCAAAUAGUAAAACAGAGCGUACUUUGACGGCAUCUUGUGUGCAUGUAUUUUUUCCACACCUGACAAGACGCUCUCCUGGCCAGUACAAGCCUUAAGCCAAAUUGGACCUAGUACCAGGGGUACAGAAAAGACAGAGAACCAGUACCAGGGGUACUGAGUAGAUUAUAAAGUUAUACCUUUCAGCUGGGGGCUCAGUCCGGGGUCGAGAGGGUCAUCCUCCGGACCGGUAAGAACCAUAUCCUUGUGUGGUAUUGUCGACCCGGGGGGCACUGGCCACGUCUCGAUUCCAGUAAGUAUAAGAGUUAUUUUCAUAUCGUGUCUGGGACACAGUAUUACAGUACUUGCCUUCUGUUCAGGGAACAGGGGAAAUGAGGAACUAAGAGUAAUUUGACAAUCCAGGGUGGUUGUCUUGUUUCAAUUUGGCUUAACGCUUACAAAAAACUUCUUGUAUUUCUGUUUAGUUCUGUUUAGUGUUUUACUUGUAACUUCCUUUUUUUUCCCCUUACGCUUAAGAAGACACGUGAGUAUACUAACAUUGCUUUAAUGUAUAGAAUAAGGUGCAUAUAACUGUUAUAAUAAUAAUAAUAAUAAUAAUAAUAGUAAUAAUCUGCUGGUUCUCAAAACAUCUGUAAGACGCCCCACCCUCCCGGCUAGAGGUAACUUGUUGACCCGGGAUGUGGUGAAAGCAAGUGACAGUUUGUUCAGAGAUACCGUGCAUGCUCAGUGAUUGGUGCAAUUAAAUCAGAGAAUCCCUAAUCUGUUGAGAGGAAUUGUCGGAGCCAUCAGAGUUCAAUACAGCCAAAUCCAGAGAUUGAGGCUUUGCACCAAUUACUGAACAUGGGUUCCAAAUCAUCUAAGUCCUAUCCUCCUCCCCUUCCCGGUGAAACAUGUAAGGCUUAUGUGGCCCGAGUUAGCCCUACAAGAUGGGACUUAGUGAAUCCGUGGGUAGAUGAUAUAGUUGGUUGGUCAGAAUUCAUGAAGGACUCCAGCCCAUUCCCAAGGGAGGGGGCCAAUGAUAAAUACCACCUGACCCCCACUCUAACAACUACAUUUGUAAUCUCGAGAAGGGUAGAGAGCGUAUAUGGAGAGAAUUAAAAGAGGAACCAAAAUCAUCACUGCCUAUUGCUGUGGCAUGCAAACAAAAACUAGGUGAAACUGUUACUGAAUUUUGGGAAAGGUUCACAGCAUGUUGGCGUUAUGAUGCAGGGCUGUGUAAAUUGUUUGAUAGGAUUAGAGAUUGUUGUCAGAAAUAGAGACUCAACGAUUUGGUGGAGAAGCAGGUGAUUUGUGAAGGAGAAAGCAUGUGAAGCAGUGUGAGGAAUGUAGGAUGAGCAGAGCUGACACUGCUGGAAUAAAUGAAGUGAAGAUGAGUGUUCAAUGCUAUGGAAUGGAGUGAUGUGGUAAAUCGCUUGGAAAGCCCUGUGUAUGUGGUCAUAUGAUGGCGUUUAUAGGAUGGUUCUUAUGAUAUAAAGUAUGUUAUAUAUGUGUGAGGUGUAUAGAAUCAGGAGUGUAUAGAAAAUGACCAGUGAAUGUUUUCCCUGUGAAGCUGUUGUGUUGUAAUGAAAAUGGUGUUUAAUGAAAAAUCAUCAAAUAGUUCAAUUUAAUACCACGUGAAUAUAUUUUUCUUUUAUUUCUUGCCUUCACAGUAACACAGGGUUGAUGCCAAAAAAAAAUGAAAUGUAUCAGGAAAUGCGAUUAAUUGUCUGAUUAUAUUACAGGAGUAAUAACAGAAGAAAUUUGGCCAAGAAGAUAAAAUAAAUAUAAAAAGUGAUCACUAUUUAAUUGAUAAAUAUUACUUUAGGCAUUUACAAUCAAGCUAAUGGUUUACUGGAUUAUAAACAAUGCGCAUUGGAGAUAAUUAUUUUUCAAAUUUUUGAGAGAGCUGUGUACACUUAUUUUUAUAUCUUUGGUGAGAAUGUGGGCCCUGUGUGUUGUACGCUAAGUAUUUGUAAAUGUCGGUAUUGUUACAUGUUAUGUUUCUUGUAUGUCUCUUGAUGUUAUGUAACACUGUCAGUAACACAUGUGAUAAUAGAUGUUUCAUGGUGACUGACCAGAACUGGGGAAAGACAAGAAGCCAGACUCAAAGGGGCGGUGACUGGUGACACAGAGGUUUGGGAGGAGUAAGGCGGGGUUUACAGGGAGCAUGACAGCUUCUUCUUCGGAUCUGGUGCAAUUUUGUUUUUCAGGGGAUAUUAUGUUCAUAGCACCUGUAUACACAAUGCCCCGAGGGUGACCAUUUAACCUUCCCUUCCUUUCGCAUCAUACCUGAAUGCCCUGUAAACCUCCUGAGAAGAGACCUCAUAUGUAAACUCAAAUUACAUAUCACUUCAUCCCAGUCCAGGUUACAUGUCACGUCUGACCUCGCACCCAUAGUCACACCUGCAGGGUACUAUCCUGCUGGACAUUAUCCUGUUAUGUCCCCGACCCAAGUCCCACCUGAGGUAGACCCCAUUGUCUGGUCACAUGGUGACCAUGAUGUAGGACACAUUGACUGUACACCAUACAAGGCAAGACUCAAACCAGACAUCCUCCCGGUCUACCAAAAACAGUACCCCUUGUCACGGGAAAAAAAUCAAAGGUAUCCGCCCUAUGAUCAAACAUUUCCUACACACUUGAGUUUUAGAACAUACUGUCUCUCCCUACUGCACUCCAAUUAAUCCGGUCCCCAAACCCGAUGGUACUGUCUGUUUUGUACCAGACUUGAGAGCCAUCAACAGACUAAUUGUGCCUAUUGCCCCUAUAGUUCCUGAUGUCACUCACCUGUUGUCAUCAAUCCCAGCACAGGCAACUCAUUUUUCUGUCCUCGAUCUGAAGAAUGCUUUCUUCUCGAUCCCAGUGGACAAAGAGACCAGACUCCUUUUUGCUUUUUCCUUUGAGGGACUACAGUUAACCUGGUGUAGAAUGCCCCAGGGGUAUGCUGAUUCACCAGUUGUGUUCAGCAUUGUCCUCCAAGCCUUUAUAAAAUCAUGGCACACCCCCCAGGGUUCUGUUCUCCUCCAAAAUGUUGAUGAUUUGUUACUGUGUAGUUUCUCUGAGGAGGCCUGCCUUGAGGAUGGUGUUGUGAACAGGUUGAAUAUCUGGGUUUUGUUCUGCCAAAAUGGAGUUGAGCAAGUCUAGAGUCCAGUCUGUAGCGGGCCUGGUCACCCCGCACGCCCAGAAGGAAAUGCAAUCUUUCUUGGGUAUGAUAAACUACUGCAGACAGUGGAUUCCCGACUGCUCAUAGAGAUGCAACCCUAUCAGGCAAACCAGAUCUAAUCAAAUGGUCCUCAUAAAUGUACAAAUCUUUUAAUAACGAGUCCAGGGCUAGGUCUCCCAGAUUACAAUUUGCCUUUCCACAUGUAUGCACGAGACAAUUGUAAAACCAUGGCGGGUGUGCUGACACAAUUUCACGGAGGCAAACUGCAUCCUUGUGCUUUUUUCUCAAAGGUGAUGCCCGUCUCCGUACAGGGGAUGCCGGCAUGUCUGCGAGCUCUUUCUGCCUGUGCUAUGAUUGUUGAACAAGCUACCACCCUUACUUUAGGACAUGACACUACCUUGUACACUUCUCAUGAUGUUAUCUCUCUCCUUAAAGGCCUACAUACACAACACAUGUAAACACAACGGCUCUCUGGAUAUGAGGCAAUUUUCCUCAGUAAUCCAUCCUUGAAAAUGGUGUAUGCCUCCCCUACAUCUGGCCCUGCGCACUAGUUGGCCUGAAAAUUCAUGAUGAUGUGAUGCCGGACAUACACGACUGCUUGCAAGUCAUCCACACUGACGCCUCACACAGACCCGACCUCUCUUCAGUGCCCAUACCUGAUGCUCCAGAAGUCUUUGUAGAUGGGUCAUGUACACGCCCCAAUGACAAUGUUUACCAUGCCAGUUAUGCUAUUGUCCAAUUACCUGACAUUGUCCUCAAGGCCCAGUCCAUCCCCUAUAAGUCCGCACAAGCUACAGAACUCAUCGCCCUCACAAGAGCCUGUACACUUUUUGCUAAGAAACCUGUCACCAUUUACAUGCACUUACCCUACCAUCACAAUCAGUCAUCAUUCACUGCAGGACACACACACGUGGGACUGAUCACAUUUCAAAGGGCAAUGCUCUAGCAGACCACACCGCCAAACUGGCUGCUACACAACAACCUGUCUCACUGAUGUUACCAGUUCUUACACCUCCUUCACUCGUAGACACACAACUUCUUCUCUCUCUUCAGUCCUCUGUUCCCAAACAAGAGGAAUAUGAUUGGUGUUAUCCAGUAUUGCAGAAAAAUCCUGUAACAGGAUUGAUCUACAAAGAGGGGAAACCAUGCAUACCCCAACACAGUGCCACAGUUUUAUUGCUCAUUUCCACGGAGUAGGCCACAGGGAGCACCUUUGAGAAGUGGAAACCAGUCCUUCCCAUCAUACUCUCAGAAAUUAGAAAGACCCCCCAUAAGACUUUAAAACUCUCCCCUUUUUGAGAUUCUCAUGGGUAGGCCUUUCCCGACUCCAUGGGCCCAACGACCACUUAUAACAGAAGAAGGGGACCUCGACCAGAUAAGGGAACAAUAUGUCACAGACCUCAUCCAAACCCUUGAUAAAGUAGAACAAAAUGUUGUCUGUAAUUCUCCUUCUCUCCCACAGGAACCAACACACCAGUUCCAGGAAGGCGACACUGUCCUGGUUAAGACUCUGUCGAAAGGAAAGAAGCCCGGAGACUUCACCUUUGGACCCCCAACCACAGUUGUUGCCGUGAAGAGGACGGCGGUUCUCACGGAAGACAGCCCUUCUUGGAUCCACGCCUCUCGGAUCAAACUCGUUCAACAUCACCCAAAGGAGGUAAUAACGGGGGCAGACAGCCCUGACCUUGAAAGCCUACCGAAAGAUGUACCCGCUGAUGCCCUGGCCUUGUUCUGGCAGAUGGUUGAAGAAACUAAGUCUCCUGAUGUUUGCAUUAAUGACUUUAUUGACUUUGAUACACCCCACGGUGACUCUACAGAAUGAAUUAGAGAGACACCCAAACAAUAAGUUCAUGAAACACCAUAUAAUGUUAGCACAAAACCUCACUGCAAAGGAUUGUUGGAUAUGCACCCAUGCCCCUGUGUCUGCCCAAAGCAUGCCCUACUUUGCUAUCCCUGUGCCCUCAUAUGAAUUAUUUCAGGGAGACUGUUUUGACAUGCUUGCUGACAAUGAGACACCAUAUGCAAAGAACUGAAACACCUCAGUGGGUAUUCCUAUAGUAGGAUGGGUGGGGCAGCCAUGGUGGCAGGGAAACUUAAGCAGCCCAGGCCCAGGACCACACCAAAUGUUGGUCUUCAAAGGGGGUUCCUGGGUAACUCGAGUAGUCACACAUAUAUUAGACCUAGGAGAGAUCCCCACGGAAGGGAUAAAAGUUAGUUUUCACAGGACAUCCGCAAGUACUGAUCUUCUUAAGCCCAGCCAGAUAGAAAGGUACUUACAUGACCCAAAAUGGCCAAAUAACACCCUCUUUACUCAGGCUACUCAAGACGUAGACUGCUAUAAUAUAACAGGACACCAACCAUGCAAUGACACGUCAGAAUACCAACUUACUGAUCCAAUAUGUAAUAACCCAGAUGUGGGCUACUGCGGUAGAUUAGGGCAGAUACCUUCCUGGUGUUACUUAACAAAUGCCUCUAGACUCAUUGACAUAGUUAAUAAACUUAUCAAUCAACAUUCCUCUUUCUGGGAGCUCCCACGAGACAUCUAUUGGGUAUGUGGUAGGGAAGCCUACAAGUGGUUGCCGGUAGGGGUCAAAGGCACAUGCACCCUAGCUAGACUUAUCCCCUCCACCUUUGUCAUAUCCAACGACGACAUUGACAUGAGAGCAGCUCCUAAACAUAUGUUAUACCGAAGAGCAGCAGAUAACAAAGAAAGGGAAAACGGUAGGCCACAUGUUGUACAAAUGGGAAUAACCAACAAGCUUUUUAGCACCAUUUUUAUAUAUCCAAUGGUGAUGCAAAUAUGGGAUAAGUUAGUCGAAGCCACUAACUACCUCGAUGACCAAAUAUAUGACAUUUUAGAAAUUACUAAUACCUCUGUGUCCGUGCAAAAUCAACUGAUGAUAGUGACUAACCAACACGCAAUAGUCUUGGACUAUCUCACAGCAGCUCAAGGAGGGAUGUGUCAAAUCAUAGGUCCUACUUGUUGCCAUUACAUAGACACUUCAGGAACAAUUCAGAUGCACCACCAGCUUGAGAACAUACAAAAAUUGAGGGACAAAUAUGCCAAAGACAAUGAAAUCAACAGGGAUAAGUGGUGGGGGGAUACCUUUUCAAUAUUGAAUCCCGCUACCUGGCUCAAGGGCGUAGGAGGAUGGAUAGGGGGCGUUCUGCAGCUCAUAAUACACAUUACUGUCAUUGCCCUUAUAGUAUAUGUAUCAAUAAAACUUAUUUUCUUAUGUAUGAAACGCUGCAAGCCAAGACCUGCUGCAGAUACUAAAAUCCUCCUCUCCACCUCAUCAGACACCCAAGUCCCUCUACUUCACCGUCACUCGGCAGAAGGCUAUACUGCCUACAUAAAGACUUUUCAAAAGAAAAUAGAAAACAAGAAAAACCAAGUUGUCUAAAGUGACAACUGGUUUUAAGAGGGGAUUGAAGGGUACAAGAGUCUUGAUAGAAUAAUACAGAUCUGUAAUGUUGUAUGAUGUGUAUCUUAAUUCUGUAAUCUUGUAUGAUAUAUCUUGAUUCUGCCGUUUGUAACCGCAAGGCUCGUAUCGUACUUCUCGUUUUCUCAACUGCUGAUUCCUAACUGUUGUGCACGUACAUCCUGUUCUUGUGUUCUGCUGACUUGUAACUAUUAAGCAACAUGGUAUAUAUAUAUGAACGUUGGCAAAUAGUAAAACAGAGCGUACUUUGACGGCAUCUUGUGUGCAUG